Messenger RNA from Chara braunii, 1459 nucleotides. The record is from the annotation of a GenBank genome assembly. NCBI's taxonomy places the organism in Eukaryota, Viridiplantae, Streptophyta, Charophyceae, Charales, Characeae.
GUCCACUGUAGGGUCAGGCCCGUGGUCUGGUAUGACCUUUAGGCCCCCUACAACACAAGGGAGAAUGGCGCAAGUGGCACAAACCAGGGGCCAGAGUAAGGCAAGCGCAAGUCAGGAACCCCCUCGGAGAGAGCCAGAGCCGGAACGAAGGAAAGAGACCGUGGAGGUAGAGGAGGACGAUGAUGAAGAUGAGCAGGAUGAUAGAAUGCGCCAAGAAGAGGAUCGAAGGGCGGAGCAGAGGGCCAAUAAGAGGGGGGCCUACGAGGAGGCUGAGCCAGUUCUGCACGACGCGGCGCCAAAGAAGAAGAAGUAUGAGGCCCGCCUGGAGGAGGGUUUUGAUGUGGAAAAGGUGAUUGAUAGGUUGUUUGAGGGUCAUAAUGACCUCAUGACCUUGCGAUGGAUACAGGACUUGCAGCGGUUGGACGUUGUGACUGGAAACUUCGACCAAAUGGGUUCGCUGAAUCCAGCUGAACGUGAAGGUAUUGUACCUGAGAGCCAGGACGACGAGUUUGAGGAAGGAGAGAUCAAAAAAGAGUUUCGAGCAGAGGAGUAUGACGGGAUCUACUUGGAGCUGAGACUUCUCCUAUCGUGUGAGAUGAGGGAUAGAGAUGCGAGUGAGAGGGCACAAAAGAUGAGACAUCUCUAUACGGUAAGAGAUGGUCAUCUCUUUGUAAAAAGACAAGUGGAGAAUCCCAGAAGGGUCGUGUGUGGAAGGAAUCGUUCGAUCGAUGUCAUAGCGGGGCUUCAUGAUGACAUUGCAGGGGGGCAUCGAGGAGUCAAUACCAUGUAUGCCAAGAUAAGCGAGCUAUACUACUGGGAUGAAAUGAUAGAGAUGAUCAUCAAGUUUUGCCGAUCCCGUGUACCCUGUCAAGAAAGGUCACCUCAGAGGCCUGGAGAACCACUGCAUCCAAGGCUAGAGAGGGAAGUGGGUACCGAAGAACAUCUCGACCUGCUAUUUAUGCCAAUUGGGGAUCAUGGCUAUAACUACAUCUUCGAUGCGCAAGAUAACCUUACUGGCUUUGUAGAUGGUCGCGCCAUUCGUACAAAAACCGGCUCGGUUUUAGUGAGUUGCAUCGAGGAGUACUACCUACGUUAUCCCUUCGUCAGGGAGUUCAUGAUGGACAGGGGAUCAGAGUUUACAUGUCAGGAGGUGCAGGAGUUGUUGUCAAGAUGGGACGUGUACGAAAGACUUCAUUGGAAGUUGGGGAUAUCGUAUUAUUGUACGAUUCAUUCAUGUAAAAGUCGUGGUCUAGGAAGCUCGAUAAUGUAUGCGAUGUCGAGAUUUCGGCAAAAGAAGUCGUGGAAGUCGUGGAAGGAUUGGGUGUCAGGAUCGAGGUUGAAGAAGUUUGUGGCAAGAGAAGAGGUGAGAUAGACGAUCUAACCCCUUAUGGUAGGACCCUAUGUAUGUAGAAAAAGUCUGUAGUUAGAUCCUAGAAAGGAGUAAAAUGGUAUAAUGUAU